AUGCCACCUUUGCGACGCAAAAAUGGCCGCCAGCCCGCAUGCGAGCCCUGUCGCCGCCGCAAGCUCGCCUGCGACCACGAACUACCCGGCUGUCGCCGGUGCGAACGCCUGUCGAUGAAGUGCGUCUACCUCGCCAAUCCGCUGACAAAAGCAAAGCCUACUAGUAGCGACUCAGAGCCGUCACCAGACUCCGGCAUAGGCAUUCCGAGCAUUCCGAGCGAUAGCAGCGCGAUGCCGAGCGCAAAGACCUGCCCCGGCGCGCAGUCCACCACGCCGAUCCUCGAGAGCUCCGCCGAGUAUCUGGGGCCGGCGAGCUUCACCUCGGUGUUUGUGGAGCAUCGCGAACGCUUCGAGGUCGACCACACACUCGCCAGCCCCGCUGCCGCUGGCGGUGGUGGUGGUAGUGGUUACACCGUCCCCAACCUACCGUCGUCGUCGCCGAUCCAGCCCGCCACGAACCCGAUCAUCACGCCGCGCCUGCUCCAACUCGGCGUGCAGAUCUUGCAGAACGUCCCCGACGAAGAAACGUGCAACCUGCUUUUUGUGCGCUGCGAAGUCUCCAUGGACUCGUGCUUCCGCUUGGCCAAUUGGCAGGCCUCCAAGCUGACCUGGGACGCGUAUCGGCCGGUGCUGCGGGCACGCACGCCCGAGGAUCUGCACACCCUCGCGCGGCGGCUGGCAGAGUGCACGCUCGUCCCGCUGCCCGCGGAGCAGGAUCCGGGGCGUUGGGUGGAGUCGUUCUCCGGCCGCAAGGCACGGUGGGAGCUCAUCGGCGUGCUGUUCACGUACUGGUCGUAUGGGUGUGUCUCCCUGGCACCGGACAGUCCGGCGAUUGCGUCCUACUGCGCGGGCCGGGCGAUGAAUGGCGCCAAGGAGAUGAUGCUCCACUUCAAGAAAUGCGCAUCCAUGUGCAUCGAGAUGUGUAGUGAGCUGGGAGGGGUCAAUGUCCUGUUCUUGCAUCUGCUGUACAAGCAUAAUAUCAUGGAGAGCAAUGUGAGUGGAGACAAGAGUCUCUCUUGCUGGCGACAACACGGCGAUACCAUCGCCGUGACCACCUCCAUCGGGCUUCAUCGCGAGCCAUCUUCGGAGUGGAACGAGGUCUCAUUCCAGCAUGAGCUGAAACGGCGUCUCUAUUCGGCGAUCUUCGCGUUCGACAAAGUCGCAUCCACUUUGACGGGUCGGCCGCCGCUCCUGAGUCGCAGAUAUUCCACUACCCAGCUACCGUUGGACAUCAGCGACCACGAUAUUCUGUCUGGUAAUGUGAGGAACGCCGCUGCAAAGCUGGGUUCCGACGGGUGGGAUCGCAACAGCGGUAGGAAAUUUACCCAGGCUGCGAUUCUGCGCGCGCGGGCCAUGUUCGCGAGGAACCGCGAGGAGAUAUUGGAGGUCUUGGAGUCUUCGCUGGACGAGAUCUCCGCCUCGGCUAUUGAGACAUGCUUUAAUCUUCAAGCUCAGGCCUCUGCCAUCUAUGACAAGCUACCCGAAAGCCUGAUCCACAAAGUGGAAGAUAUCGACGAUCUCAACAUACCAGGGCAUUGCCUGCAUACACGGAUCCUCGUGCGAUUAGAGUACUUGCUGAAUCAGUUUCUACUGGAAAGACUCUUGACCCGCCACAAGAUCGUCACCGAGCAGGCGCUCAUCGGGGUCAGCCAGGAGACGCUGUCUCUCACGUUGCUCUACUGGAAACACAAGGACCGAUUCAUGGCCCUUCACAACGAUUUCUCAUGGCUGGCGAUGUCGUACGGCGCGCCGUGUAGUGGAAUCCUCUGUCUCGAGCUGCUCCGCCAGGCGGCCAACCCGCAGGCUUACAACUUGGACCUGCCUCGCUCGGCAACCAUCCAGAACCUAAGCCUGUUCGUGGCGUUUUUGGAUUGGCUCAAACCCUGUGGCUCGGAUAUCUCCGCCAAGACCCAGAUCAAGAGCAUCCUGCAACGCUCGCUCGACCGCAUCCUCGCCAUGCCGGCUUCACUGUGCAGUCCCGCGACGGCCAUGGACAAUUUCGGCAUGCACGACUUUAUCGGCGCGGAGUAUCCGCAUCUGGAGCUUCUGAACACGUUUAAUUGGGUGGACUGGGAUGGGGGAUUGUAG
Messenger RNA from Aspergillus fijiensis CBS 313.89, 2088 nucleotides. RefSeq lists its product as uncharacterized. Gene Ontology annotation, cellular component: nucleus. The record is from RefSeq and is a predicted model, not a curated record. Gene Ontology annotation, molecular function: DNA-binding transcription factor activity, RNA polymerase II-specific; DNA binding; zinc ion binding. The coding region runs from base 1 to 2088 and encodes 695 amino acids. Lineage: Eukaryota; Fungi; Ascomycota; Eurotiomycetes; Eurotiales; Aspergillaceae. The transcript has 4 exons. Gene Ontology annotation, biological process: regulation of DNA-templated transcription; DNA-templated transcription.